Molecule: messenger RNA, 483 nt
Organism: Olea europaea var. sylvestris
Lineage: Eukaryota; Viridiplantae; Streptophyta; Magnoliopsida; Lamiales; Oleaceae
Exons: 4
Coding region: 1-483 (160 amino acids)
Source: RefSeq, a predicted model, not a curated record
AUGGGAGUCGUUAACUUCUACACAAAAAAUCAUUUAUCACCUGUUUCUAUAUUAAGGAAUAUGAUGUAUAGCACAACUUCCAUUGAUAAAGGGGGUUACCAAAGGCUGGUUGAAAAACUAAAUUAUUUAUUUCAUACCGAGCCAAAUAUUGCAUAUAAAGUAAGUGCAGUGAGCCAAUUCAUGCACAAUUCGCGUAAACCUCACAUGGUUAAGCGCACAUUGAGAUACUUGAAGUCUGCUCCAAGUAGAAACCCUGUGACUUGGAUGUGUGGAAAACUGGUAGUAGCAAGAUCAAGUGCGGCAAAUGUUUACAGAGAAAAACUUGAAGCUGGAAUCAUUACUUUUCCAUUUGUAAAGUCGAAGAGCCAACUAGGAAAUGUCCUUGCUAAACCAGCAAGGUGUUUAGCAUCUCUCUUGUCAAGUUGGGUACGUGUGAUAUCCAUACACCAACUUGAGAGGUGUUGGAAUAAUUCAAUUGUAUAG